CCGCUUCCUCCUCCCCCUUCUUCUUUCUAACGAAGUCAAGCAACCCAACUAAAACCACCCUCCUCUCGCUCUCUAUUCUCUCUCUCUCUCUCUUCACACUGGUAGUGCUUUGUGUUGCUUCCUUCGCUGAUAAUGUGAAGUCCACAGCCCAGAGCGAGAGAAACAGUUUCACAUUGCGUCCAAUAGCUUCGUUGAAUUGAUUGAUUCACUCAAUGGCCGCUCUGCUUCGGCUGCCCGUGUUCUAUGUCAUUCACAUUGCCCUGCUCUCGAGCCUCUCUCUUGCUGCUGAUCCUUACGUCUUCUACGAUUUUAAGCUCACCUACAUAACUGCUUCGCCCCUCGGUGUUGCUCAACAGGUUAUAGCCGUUAAUGGCAAGUUUCCUGGGCCUCUUCUUAACGCCACUACUAAUUACAAUGUUGUUGUAAAUGUCCACAAUGACCUAGAUGAACCCCUCCUCCUGACAUGGCCUGGGAUUGAAAUGAGGAAGGAUUCGUGGCAGGAUGGUGUUCUCGGCACCAAUUGUCCAAUCCCUUCAAAGUGGAACUGGACUUAUGAGUUUCAGGUGAAGGAUCAGAUUGGUAGCUACUUCUACUUUCCAUCUCUCAAUUUACAGAGAGCUUCAGGUGGCUUCGGCCCCGUAAUCAUCAAUAACAGGGAUAUUAUCCCCAUUCCUUUCGGACAGCCAGAUGGGGAUAUUACAUUAAUAAUUGGCGACUGGUACACUCGGAAUCACACGGCACUGAGGGCUGCACUUGAUGCUGGAAAAGAUCUUGGAAUGCCAGACGGUGUUCUCAUCAAUGGAAGGGGGCCUUUCAGAUACAAUACCUCACUUGUGCCGGAUGGCAUAGCAUAUGAAACUGUAAAUGUUGAACCAGGGAAAACUUAUCGAUUCCGAGUGCACAACGUUGGAACCUCGACUAGUCUGAACUUUAGAAUUCAGAAUCAUAACCUACUUUUAGUGGAAACAGAAGGUCAUUAUACUGUGCAGCAAAACUACACAUGCUUGGAUAUUCAUAUUGGACAGUCAUACUCCUUUUUAGUUACGAUGGAUCAAAAUGCAAGUAGUGACUACUACAUUGCGGCAAGUGCAAGGUUUGUUAAUGAAUCACUUUGGCAGAGAGUUACUGGUGUUGCUAUCUUACACUACUCUAAUUCAAAAGGACCUGCGAGCGGUCCUCUACCUGACCCACCCAAUGACGUCUAUGACAAGACACUGUCUAUGAAUCAAGCAAAAUCCAUCAGGCUAAAUGUGACUGCAAGCGGGGCUCGACCAAACCCUCAGGGCUCUUUUCACUAUGGUUCGAUCAAUGUGACGGAUACAUACCUGUUAAAGACUGUGCCACCGUUGAGGAUUGGUGGGAAACUGAGAGCCACGCUUAAUGGUAUUUCAUUCCAGAAUCUGACCACACCAGUUAGGCUUGCUGAUCAGCAUAAAGUGAAGGGAGUGUAUAAGCUGGACUUUCCGAGUAAGCCACUUGAUCGCCCACCCAAGACCGACAUAUCUUUGAUCAAUGGUACAUAUAAGGGAUUUAUUGAAGUCGUUUUUCAGAACAAUGACACCAUAAUGCAGAGCUUUCAUGUAGAUGGUUACUCCUGUUUUUUGGUUGGGAUGGACUAUGGUGACUGGACUGAAAACAGCAGAGGUUCCUACAACAGAUGGGAUGCAAUUUCACGGGCCACGAUACAGGUUUAUCCUGGUGCUUGGACCGCAAUCUUUAUAUCCCUUGACAAUCCUGGAGUGUGGAAUAUUAGAGCAGAGAACCUUGAUAGGUGGUAUCUUGGGCAAGAGACUUACAUGAGAAUCGUCAAUCCUGAAGAAAAUGGUAAAACGGAGAUGACACCACCCGACAAUGUUCUUUACUGUGGAGCCCUUGAAGAGUUGCAGAAGCCUCAAAAGCACUCAUCGGCAAGCCCCCUCAUACCUGGGAAAAGAAGGCUGUUCUUGACAGUUCUGACGGCACUCUUAGCUUCUUCUCUCGUUUUCUGCUGAUGGUCUCAUUGACGGUCGAAGAUUGCAAGAUUUAAUGGAAGUGUAUUGUUUCCAAGUUGACGGUCACAGUGAGUUGUUUUACAGCUACAGGAAGUGUAAUUAGACAGGCUUUAGAGGUUUUGAGAUUCUUUUUCUUAAAGCUUUUACAGUGUAAGAGACACUUUUGAUUGUCUGAAAUUGUAUUUUUUGUUGGGGUGGAGUGUCGUCAAAUGUAAUUUGGUUGUAACUUUUAGCUGACGGGGAAUUCAUCAUAUUCUUGUGCGUAGUUGAAAAGGUAACAACAUACUGACGGUGCCUAAACAUUCUAUCA
This is a messenger RNA of Punica granatum (pomegranate), 2301 nucleotides long. NCBI's taxonomy places the organism in Eukaryota, Viridiplantae, Streptophyta, Magnoliopsida, Myrtales, Lythraceae. The record is from RefSeq and is a predicted model, not a curated record.